AUGUCCGAUAAUUAUCUUCUACCCUUUGAUUCGUUAUUACCAGUUGAGAUUUUAUACCAAAUAAUACAAUAUGUGGGUAUUGAAAAUUUGAUACAAUUAUUGCCAAUACCAGUGUCGCCUUAUCUUCAAUCUUCCUUUAUUCAUCACAACCUCAAUAUAAAGCGAGCUAUUGAUAACUUGAUAGUCGACAGUAACAUAACUUUCAACAAUCGAUUAGUACAGCAUUCAUUGAUUCAUAUAUAUCUAAGAACACGAUCGUAUUUACAGAAAAACAAUCUUCGGUUCUUGCCAUCAAAACAAUCAACUUUACAACUACUUUCAUAUUGCCAAUCACAAAAUAUACCGAUCACAAUAACCAUAAGUUAUUAUUUAUCAACAUUAUCUGACUUAUGGGACUUUAUAGAGUUAUUGAAAAAUCAACAGCAAACUUCAAGUCUGAUCCGAUAUAAUUUGGAAUUAGAAAUUAUUCCUGGAUUUCUAUAUAAUUUUAGCUUGAAUUAUGUUUUCGAUCAAAUUUCCGAUUCAAUCGGUCCAUUAGUCGAAACAAUUAUGGUUUACAAUUAUAGUGGAUCAUUUAUUUUCAAAAAUGAAAAUUUCCCAUAUCUUAAAAAUUUAUGGUUUGAAGAUAGUAAUAUUAAAUUCAAUUCUAAUUUACCAUCAACAAUAAAAUUAUUACAUUUAUACCCUAAUAGAUUUGGAUGGAAUAAUAAUGAACCAAUUAUCAUAAAACAUCAAUUACCAUAUCAACUUGAGGAGUUGAAUGUUGGCAAUUGUACAAUUAAGAAUCAAGCCACGAUUACCCAUCUUGACAAUUUAUCAUCGAUAACACUUUAUAUGGUGAAAGAUUCAAGUGCCAAUGGUGGUGGCCAAUUUAUAAAACAGCUUGUGACUAAUAAUUUGGUUAAUGACAAAUUAAACUGUUUAAAAGUUGAUUUUAUAUGGGAUUCACAAAGAAAUUUACUUGAUUUUCAACAGUUACUACUACCUAGCAAUGACAACGAAAAUGACAGAGAAUUUAUUGGUGAAAAAUUAAUGAAGAAUUUGCAAACUUUAUCAAUUACUAACUAUAUACCUUUUGAUGUCUCUAAUUGGAAGAAUUUAACCAGGUUAAAGAUUCUGAGAAUUAAUAAUCCGCAAAUUUUUGAAACUUGUGGUAGAUUUCCAGAUAGUUUACAAAGUUUAAAGUUGACUAAUAAUAAUAUCAAGGAUUUAGCAGUAAUUGAUAAAUUGAUUGGACCUAAUAAUAAUAGGUUGAAAUACUUAAGUUUUUCCGAUAAUCCUAUUGAUUGGAACUUAUAUGUACCAAAUUUCACUCGAUUUACAAAAUUGAAAUAUCUUAAGUUAUUCAAUACUCAAAUUGGUAAGCAUUUCCAUAAAAUAAAUUAUCCGGAUUCUGUCGAAGUAUUAUCUUUAGAAGUCAAUCAAAUAUCGAGUAUUCAAGGAAUCAAAUUUCCAGCACAUUUAAAAAAUUUAGGAAUUGGAUCAAAUUGGAUUAAAAAAAUUUAUCGACCCAAUCUACCACAUACCAUUGAAACGAUUCAUUUGACUGAAAAUAAACUUAGUCAAGUUGAUUUGAGUUGUAACAAUCAAGGACAAGAAUUAUUAAUUGAAAUUUUAUAUUUAAAUUUUAAUCCAUUGUCAAACUUCAAACAAGUCAAACUACCUAAUCAUUUAAAAAUUUUGAAUAUGGAUAAUUGUAAAUUUAAAAGCAUAUCAAAUAUAAAAUUUUGUUCAUCCUUAGUUGAAUUGAGUUUUAAUGGUUGUGAAUUAUCUCAAUUUGAAAAUGUAUCAUGGACUGAAGAGGAAGAAGAGGAAGAAGAUAAUGACAAUAGCCAUUCAUCAUCACCGAAUCUAAAGUAUUUAAAUCUAUCACAAAAUGACUUGACUCAUUUAAAUGUACAGUUCCCAUCAACCCUUCAAGUAUUGAAUUUAUCAAUGAAUAAAUUGACCAGCUUAAACAAUACCUUAACAUCAACACUUCAAAAUUUAGAUCAAUUACAAGUGUUGAACUUAUCCAGUAAUCAAUUUCAAAAAUUUCAAAUACAUUUCAAUUCCAUCAAUUUAAAAGUAUUAGAUUUAUCAUUUAAUUCACUCAAGUCAAUUAAUUUAACUUUCCCGAGAAGUACAAUUACCAACCUUCAAACGUUGAAUUUAUGUCUGAACAAAUUAACAUUUCUAAAUGAUGUUAUGAUUGGUCAUAAUAAGAAUUUGACUCGACAUGAAAAUCUUAUUGAAAUUGAUUUGACUAAUAAUAAAAUCAAAUCAGUAAGUGAAAUCAACGAUAAUGGGGGGAUUAGUCAUUUCCCUCAGUCUUUAAAAUGUUUUUUCAUUGGGCAUACUGGUCAACAAGAUAGAUUUGGUUAUGAUAUGGCAAAAAAUAUUGUAAUUGACAAGGAUGGUAACGAUGGGUUAUGUAAAACCAAAAGAAUAGAUAUUCCAUAA
Candida albicans SC5314 is the source of this 2442-nucleotide messenger RNA. RefSeq lists its product as uncharacterized. The coding region runs from base 1 to 2442 and encodes 813 amino acids. Lineage: Eukaryota; Fungi; Ascomycota; Pichiomycetes; Serinales; Debaryomycetaceae. The transcript has a single exon. The record is from RefSeq and is a predicted model, not a curated record. Gene Ontology annotation, molecular function: protein binding.